Molecule: messenger RNA, 2096 nt
Organism: Toxotes jaculatrix (banded archerfish)
Lineage: Eukaryota; Metazoa; Chordata; Actinopteri; Toxotidae
Gene: rag2
Product: recombination activating gene 2
Exons: 2
Coding region: 125-1726 (533 amino acids)
Biological process (GO): V(D)J recombination
Cellular component (GO): nucleus; DNA recombinase complex
Molecular function (GO): protein binding; sequence-specific DNA binding
Source: RefSeq, a predicted model, not a curated record
UCUACUUUUGUCAAAGUUCGACUACAUAAAGAGCCCUUUAGCUUCAACUUAGUGAUCUUAAGAUUCACACUAAAGUGAGCUCUAGCACUGCCCUUGGCCCUGGUCAUAAGGCACCUGCUGUAAAAUGACCCUGCAACAAUUAACUCCAGUCAACUGUGCAAGCCUCCUGCAGCCUGGCUGCUCUCUGCUACAGCUGGACGGGGAAGUUCUCCUGUUUGGCCAGAAAGGCUGGCCAAAGCGAUCAUGUCCAACAGGAGUAUUUGGGGUUCGCUUUAAACGGGGUGAGAUGAAGCUGAGGGCCAUCUCCUUCUCCAAAGACUCCUGCUACCUUCCUCCAUUACGCUGUCCUGCUGUUUGUCGUCUCGACCCCUAUGACGGACUUCCAGAGAGUUAUCUCAUCCACGGCGGCCGUAACCCAAACAAUGAGAUCUCGUCCAGCUUGUAUCUGCUGACCAUGGAUAGUCGGGGCUGCAAUCGUAAACUGACCCUGUGCUGCAAAGAGAAAGAACUGGUGGGGGAAGUGCCAGGGGCCCGAUACGGCCACACAAUGAGCAUGGUUCAAAGCCGUGGGAAGACGGCUUGUGUGUUAUUUGGGGGUAGAUCCUACAUGCCUGCAGGAGAGCGGACCACAGAGAGCUGGAACAGAGUUGUCGACUGUCCUCCUCAGGUGUUUCUGUUUGACCUGGAGUUUGGCUGCUCUUCUGCUCACACUUUACCUGAGCUCUGUGAUGGACAGUCCUUCCAUGUGGCCCUUGCUAGAGAAAACUGUGUGUACUUCAUUGGAGGUCACUCGCUCACCUCUGACUCCCGACCCCCUCGCCUCUUUUGCCUGCGUGUCGAGCUUCUGCAGGGCAGCCCCGUGCUCUCCUGUGAGGCUCUGGACACUGGCAUAUCCAUCUCAAGUGCCACAAUCACCCGUACAGGUCCCACUCACAGAUACAUUAUCUUAGGUGGAUAUCAGUCUGACUCCCAGAAGAGGAUGGAGUGCAACACUGUGAUUCUGGAUGAGAAAGGAAUCCACUUUGAGACUUUAGAACCACCUAAGUGGAGCCAAGAUAUCACCCAUAGUCGCACCUGGUUUGGGGGCAGUGCUGGGGAUGGAAACAUCCUACUCGCUGUUCCGACUGAAGGAAGGCCUUCCCAACCAGAUAUGCAUUACUUCUAUCUGGUGAACUUCCAGUCAGAGGCAGAAGGAAAAGAGGAGGAAGGAACCCUGGGCUGCAGCCAGGAGUCGACAGAUUAUGAUGACUCUACACCUCUUGAGGACUCUGAGGAGCUCUACUUUGGUCGCGAUCCACAUGAGCUGGAGGACAGCAGUGACGGAGAGGGGGAUACUUAUAACGAAGAGGAUGAGGAGGACGAAUCACAGACAGGCUACUGGAUCAAAUGUUGCCUGAGCUGUCACGUGGACCCCAACACAUGGGAGCCAUACUACUCGACAGAGCUCCACCGGCCAGCCAUGAUCUUCUGCUCCAGAGGGGAGGGGGGACAUUGGGUCCAUGCCCAAUGCAUGGAGCUUUCUGAGACCCUGUUGCUCAGACUCUCUCAGGGCAGUAAAAAGUACUUCUGCCUGGAUCACGGAGGCCUACCCUACCAGGAGAUGACCCCACCUCGACAUGUCAUUCCCCUUAAACGCACCCCCAUGAAAAUUAAAGACCGGAGAAUGCCUCCAACAAUCAAGAUGUCCCCUACCAAAAAGACAUUUUUCAGAAGACUUUUUGACUGACGCGAUUCUCAAUGCAUGUAGAUACUCACUGUUAAAAAUGCAAUGUAGUUUUCUUCUUUAUAUUAAGUGAAUGGAAAACAUCUAAUCAUCAAUAUAAAAACAUCUGAUCUGCAUGUGAAAAAUAUGUGAAGACAUCAACAAACUGCAAACUGAUAUUUAUUGUCCAUUGCAUAUUAUAUUAUGUAAGCAGGUCUGACUACAACAUUUGUGGCUUGUAUUUUUAUCAGUUGAGUAACAUUUCAUUGUCAUUUUGUACUGCAUGAAGGACCAGAGGUUUUACUCCUUACAAAUGUUAAUUGCAAUGUUUUCUUUUUACAAUUCCUUCUACAAUUAAAUUGAUAAUUAAUGAAUGGAAAUGUACUGAAUGAAA